Orycteropus afer afer is the source of this 944-nucleotide messenger RNA. RefSeq names its product N-terminal Xaa-Pro-Lys N-methyltransferase 2 (gene NTMT2). Lineage: Eukaryota; Metazoa; Chordata; Mammalia; Tubulidentata; Orycteropodidae. Gene Ontology annotation, cellular component: cytoplasm. Gene Ontology annotation, biological process: N-terminal protein amino acid methylation. Gene Ontology annotation, molecular function: N-terminal protein N-methyltransferase activity. The record is from RefSeq and is a predicted model, not a curated record.
UCAAAGAAAUAGCCAGACAAGCCUCUUUCCUUGUAGGAAUAAUUAUCUUCUUCUUUCACCAUGGCCCACCUGGGAGCCCAUUUUGCCUUUAGAUCUCGCUGGCAUAAGACCGAUGAUGAACUCUGUCGACAUAGCAUGUCCUUUAUCCUUCACAAAGCUAUUCGCAAUGACUUCUUUCAGAGCUAUCUCUACCUGCUGGAAAAAAUAUCGCUGGUGAAAUUGUAUGCUUUGACAAGCCAAGUUAUCAAUGGUGAGAUGCAGUUCUACGCCAGAGCUAAACUUUUCUACCAAGACGUACCAGCCACAGAAGAGGGUAUGAUGGGAAAUUUUAUUGAACUCUCCAACCCAGAUCUCCAGGCCUCUCAGAAAUUUCUUAGGAAAUUUAUUGGGGGUCCUGGGAAAGCUGGAACAGACUGUGCCUUGGAUUGUGGCUCUGGGAUUGGUCGAGUCAGCAAGCAUGUCUUGGUGCCAGUUUUCAACUGUGUGGAACUGGUGGACAUGAUGGAAUCUUUCCUCCUCGAAGCCCAGAACUACCUGCAGGUCAAAGCGGACAAGGUAGAAAGCUACCACUGCUACAGCCUGCAGGAAUUCACACCCCCAUUUGGGAGAUACGAUGUCAUCUGGAUUCAGUGGGUCUCCGGGUACCUAACUGAUAAGGACCUUCUUGCAUUUCUUUCCCGGUGCCGAGAUGGCCUGAAGGAAAACGGAGUCAUCAUACUCAAGGACAAUGUGGCGCGGGAGGGCUGUAUCUUCGAUCUCUCUGACAGCAGCGUGACUCGGGACAUGGACAUCCUGCAGAGCCUCAUUAGGAAGAGUGGGCUGGUGGUGCUGGGCAAGGAGAAGCAGGAGGGUUUUCCAGAGCAGUGCAUUCCGGUGUGGAUGUUUGCUCUGCACAGUGAUGGACACUCCUGACCAGCACUGGGAAUGAUCUGCUCGACUGGGCA